GUUGCCGGCGGCGGGGCUGGGCGGCGAAGCGGGGCUGGGCGGCGGCGGCCAUGGCAGCCUCGGCGGGGCCGGGCACCCGCACCAAGACCAAGAAGAAGCACUUCGUGCCGCAGCGGGUGAAGGUGCUGCGGUCGGCCGACCCGCUGCUGGCCGUGCUGGGCUGGGGCAUCAGCCAUCAGGUCAACGAGCUGAGCCAAGUCCCCCAGCCGGUGAUGCUGCUCCCCGAUGACUUCAAGGCCAGUUCCAAAGUGAAAGUGAACAAUCAUCUCUUCAACAGGGAAAACUUGCCCAGCCAUUUCAAGUUCAAGGAGUAUUGCCCACAGGUCUUCCGCAAUCUCCGCGAACGUUUCAACAUCGAUGACCAGGAUUAUCAGGUUUCACUGACGCGCAGUCCACCCACCUAUGAGACCGAGGGAGGCGGGGGCCGCUUCCUCAUGUCGUAUGAUAAGACCCUGGUGAUCAAGGAGAUCUCCAGUGAAGACGUGGCUGAUGUACACAGUCUCCUCUCGCAUUACCACCAGUAUAUUGUGAAAUGUCACGGGAACACUCUCCUGCCCCAAUUCCUGGGGAUGUACCGGGUCAGCGUGGACAGCGAGGAGAGCUACAUGCUGGUCAUGCGAAACAUGUUCAGCCACAGGCUCACCGUGCACCGGAAGUACGAUUUGAAGGGCUCUUUGGUAUCCCGUGAAGCUAGUGAUAAAGAGAAGGGCAAGGAGCUGCCCACACUGAAAGACAUUGACUUUCUAAAUAUGAACCAGAAGGCAUACGUCAGUGAAGAGGCCAAGCGGGACUUCAUGGAGAAGCUGAAGCGGGAUGUGGAGUUCCUAGUGCAGCUGAAGAUUAUGGACUACAGUUUGCUCUUGGGGAUCCACGACGUGCGGCGAGCUGAGCAAGAGGAAGACGAGGAAGUGGAAGAGGAGGACGGCGAGGGAGAGCCUGGGGGCGUGGCCUCAGUGGGAUCCUACGGGACAUCUCCAGAGGGCAUCGGCAGCUACCUCAACUGCCACAAGCCUCUGGGGCCUGGCGACUUCGACCCUUACAUUGACGUUUAUGCCAUCAAGAGUGCCGAAAAUAGCCCACAGAAGGAGGUGUAUUUCAUGGGACUGAUCGACAUCCUCACCCAGUAUGACGCCAAAAAGAAGGCUGCCCACGCCGCUAAGACAGUCAAGCACGGGGCUGGUGCAGAGAUCUCCACAGUGCACCCGGACCAAUACGCCAAGCGUUUCCUGGACUUUGUCACCAACGUGUUUGCUUAACGGCCGUGCUAUGAGUACCACCAAAGAUCAAAGGCGCCCUGCCCACUCUUCUCCCGGUUCUCCCCUGCCACUCCGACCCCCCAAUUCCCAGUGAGAGGGAUGGUCCCCCCCCCUUGCUGUUGAGUGAGCAGGAGAGACUUCAGGCCAAACCCCCUUGAGGCUGGCCUGGGGGAUGGCUGCCCAAUCCAAGUGCCUUAACGUUGAUCUUUCACCGGGAACAGUCGGCGAUUCGGACCUGCUCUUGGGAGGCAGCGUCUCCCGUUUCCUGGGGGGAGAAAGCAAGGCUGGCCGUUCCUGCCAAUGAUGUCACUAGUCAAUGACUCAGGUUAGAGCAGGAUCUAAACGCCCACAUCAGGUGAGCAGGUAUCUUAUUCUGGGACAAAUAUGCAAUAAGAAUUUAAGUCGCGUGCCUUCGGAAGAAGGGGGCUGAGCGCAGUCGUCUCCAUCUGCACAGCCAGUGUGCUGCAAGAUGCCUGAUGGGUAUGUUCUUCUACCCUCUGAUAGCCAGUGGUACUUACAACCUACUGAUUUCAAAACCUCUGUGCAAAUUCUUUACCUCCUCACUCCAUGGGGAGUCUUUACGGUGCCCCCCAUAGGAGGUUUUGGUUCCUGCUGAGCACCUUGUUGAUAAUAAACCUUCCCUUCUAUUGAACAGUUCUAUUGAACUGUCGUUCAGUUCCCACUGGGUUUCUUUUUUUUUUCUCCCUGUUGCCCUGCACCUUUUUUAAAGAAACUGAUUACCAAAAUUUUGCUCCUUGGGUGGGGCUAGCAGAGCGUCGAUCACCCCUCCCCGGCCAUCUCUCAGCUGGACGUUGUGUGCUGAUUCCGGGGGGCUAACACAGGAGGCUGGGAUUUGCUUCCUGGUUGGUUCUUAGUCUCUGACAGAAGGUCUUGCUGUCUCUCUCUUGGCAGAGAAGGAUGGGGAGGGAGGCCACUGGUGGUAUGUACCAGGAUAUUUCCCUCACUCAGCUGUGCACUUGGAUGGGUGGAAUAGCUGAGCUCCAUAGCAAAGAACCUCUUUCCACGUUGCAGCUUGGCUGUCCCAGCCCCACCCAACAAUAGCUAUUCUAUUCCAAAGUUUGGGCAAAGGCUGAAAGUAAAAGCCAUGCACUACGUUAUAAUUUAGGGGUGCUUGUUGCCAGGGGAUAGAAAGGUCCUUGUGGGGACAUAAUGCCUAUAUUUCAGACACAUGAAAUGCGCCCCUGUGGCUAGUCUGCUGUGGGAGAAGUUCCAGACACAGCUGGCAUUUCCUGUCUCUCUCAGCAUGUAACAAGCCACUGUGGUGCAGGAGAUCUCAGCGGAGAUCAGUAGCUUACAGCGGGGACAAGCUAAGGGGCUGAGCAAUAUUAAGGGGGGCAUCGCUCAGUAGCCGCAGCAGUAGGCAAAGCAGGUCUCCCCAAAGACGCUACGCACUGAGCGCCUUGUUCGGUGCACGCAAGAAAAAGUGAACACAUUCCAGUUGCUCCUGCCUACCUGGUACGUUGCGCUGCCGUGCCCCGGUGGCCCUUUUCCUCUUAAAGGGAAGUGCUCCGGCAGCAUCUCUGGGCAAUUUCUGCGCACUGCUGCCUGAUCGUGCUGCUUCGGUCCUGGCACCAAGGGCUCGCAUCAGUGGCACCUGCAGUCCACACUCUUCUGUCCCCUUUGCAGUUCUUCUGGGACGGAUGCCAUUCCUGUUGAUGCAAUAAAGUCCGUGUGCCAUGGAAACGUGCUCGUGCCCCCGGGGCUACACUACACUCAGCCCUUUCAUUUUUUUUUCUCCUAGUGUUUCUUAUCAUACGAGAUGUUGUGUAUUUCCAGUUUGCUCUGUAUCGAUAGAAAUAAAUUAUUGAACCGGA
Messenger RNA from Eublepharis macularius, 3091 nucleotides. RefSeq names its product phosphatidylinositol-5-phosphate 4-kinase type 2 gamma (gene PIP4K2C). The record is from RefSeq and is a predicted model, not a curated record. Lineage: Eukaryota; Metazoa; Chordata; Lepidosauria; Squamata; Eublepharidae. Gene Ontology annotation, molecular function: phosphatidylinositol kinase activity. The coding region runs from base 51 to 1256 and encodes 401 amino acids. Gene Ontology annotation, biological process: phosphatidylinositol metabolic process. The transcript is spliced from 10 exons.